AUGGAGACGAGUCCCAUCCCGGUGCUGACGGUGCAGACCGCCCCCUUCGAGGACCAGCGGCCCGGCACCAGCGGGCUGCGGAGGAAGACCGCGGUGUUCGAGGGGAAGAAGAACUACCUGCAGAACUACAUCCAGAGCCUGCUGUCCUCCAUCGACCUGCGGGACCGGCAGGGCUGCACCAUGGUGGUGGGCAGCGACGGCCGCUACUUCAGCCGCGCUGCCAUCGAGGUGAUCGUUCAGAUGGCGGCAGCCAACGGGAUCGGUCGCCUGGUAAUCGGUCAUAACGGCCUCCUGUCCACCCCGGCUGUUUCCUGCAUCAUCAGGAAGAUCAAGGCCAUCGGUGGGAUUAUUCUCACCGCCAGUCACAAUCCUGGAGGUGCCGGGGCAGACUUUGGAAUCAAAUUUAAUGUGGCAAAUGGAGGCCCUUCUCCAGACACGGUGAUGGACAGGAUUCACCAGGUGAGCAGGACUCUUGAGGAGUAUGCCAUCUGUCCAGAUCUCCGAAUUGACCUGUCCAGACUGGGAAGACAGGAGUUUGACCUCGAGAACAAGUUCAAACCUUUCAGAGUGGAGAUCAUAGACUCAGUCGACGUGUAUCUACAACUUCUGAGAACCAUCUUCGACUUCCCCUCCAUCAAAAGUCUCCUCACAGGACCAAAUCAGCUAAAGAUCCACAUAGAUGCCAUGAAUGGAGUGAUGGGCCCGUACGUUCGUAGGAUCAUGUGCGAUGAGCUGGGAGCCCCCGCUAACUCUGCCGUCAACUGCGUCCCCCUGGAGGAUUUUGGCGGCCGGCCUCCGGAGCCAAACCUCGUUUACGCCACCUCCCUGGUGGAUGCCAUGAAGGGGGGAGAGUUUGGCUUUGGAGCAGCAUUUGAUGCAGAUGGGGACCGCUACAUGAUCCUGGGAGAAAAUGGCUUCUUUGUGAACCCGGCGGACUCAGUGGCCAUCAUGGCUGCUAACCUUUCCACCAUCCCGUACUUCAGACAGCACGGCGUCAAAGGCUUUGCAAGGAGCAUGGCCACCAGUGCUGCCCUUGACAGGGUAGCCAAAGCCAUGAAACUGGCGCUGUAUGAGACCCCCACAGGCUGGAGGUACUUCGGGAACCUGAUGGAUUCUGGGCGUUGCUCCCUCUGCGGGGAGGAGAGCUUCGGGACAGGUUCAGAUCACAUUCGGGAGAAGGACGGUUUGUGGUCGGUGUUGAUGUGGUUGUCCAUCAUGGCGGCCAGGAAACAAGGUGUGGAGCAGAUUGUCCGAGAACACUGGGCCAAGUUCGGACGCAACUACUACUGCAGGUUUGACUAUGAAGGCCUGGACCCACGCGCCGCCUUUUACCUGAUGAGGGACCUGGAGGGAGUCCUCUCAGACAAAGCCUUCAGCAGCCAGAAGUUUGCUGUCGGAGACCACGUGUACAGCGUGGAGAGGGCAGACAACUUCGAGUAUAUUGACCCCGUGGAUGGAUCGGUGGUUCGAAACCAGGGUUUGAGGAUCGUCUUCAGCGAUGCUUCCCGCCUGGUGUUCCGGCUGAGCGGCAGUGGCGGAGGGAUGGGAGCCACCAUUCGCAUUUAUGCUGAGAGCUUUGAGAGAGACCCUGAGAGACACAGCAGAGAGACGCAGGUGGUGCUCGGCCCCCUUAUCGCCAUUGCCUUGAAGAUUUCUAACAUUCACGAGCGGACAGGCCGCCGCGGACCCAAUGUCAUCACAUGAGCGAGCAGGAAAACGCUCACCGACGUGCACACCCCAACAUGCAUCUACCUGCUCACACUGAGGAAAAAUUACCUUCGAAAUGUUCUUUCUUUUUACUCGACUGUCACUUUUGAAGAACUUUCUCUGCAGCUUUGGCCUCAUUGUUGUAACUUCCUACACAAUGAUACGCUUACUACUGGAGUUUAUUGCAUUUCAGCAACAAAAGUUAUGUUUCAGUCAAUCUUGUCCGUCACUGAGAAUAAAAUUGGUAAAUCUACAGUUUCUAAACCAGGGAGGCUAUUUAAUUACUGCUAUGAACAAUGAAAGCUUUGUCAACAAACAGAUGAAUGUGCAGACUGCUUGUUUCUGUCUUGUUUUGAAUGACGAAUCCAAAGAGCAAUGUUCAUUUUUUUUACAUCAGCGUGCUGUUUUUAUGAGACGGAGCAGCGUCCUCUUUCCAUGUUGCGUUUAUAUUGUCCUCUUUCAUCUAUCGCAAUCCUGUUUAACCAUUUCCGCCAGAAGUAAUCAUUUUGUCAAAGUCUGAAUUUUUGCUAAAAUACAUGAUUUUUAAGAUACAAAAAGGGCUUCGGUAAGGCAAGGUAUGAAAAUGAAUAGCAUAUUCACAAAGUAUUUGACAAAUUGUUAUUUUUUUUCCCUUUAAUUUGUUAGUUGGGAACGCUGUAUACCCAUAUUUGAAGAUGUUAUUACUUUUUUUUUUUUUAAAUCCCAAUAAACAUUUUUGUGUGUA
This is a messenger RNA of Salarias fasciatus (jewelled blenny), 2431 nucleotides long. RefSeq names its product phosphoglucomutase 5 (gene pgm5). Gene Ontology annotation, cellular component: cytosol; cell-substrate junction; adherens junction. NCBI's taxonomy places the organism in Eukaryota, Metazoa, Chordata, Actinopteri, Blenniiformes, Blenniidae. Bases 1 to 1704 code for a protein of 567 amino acids. Gene Ontology annotation, biological process: striated muscle tissue development; myofibril assembly; carbohydrate metabolic process. The record is from RefSeq and is a predicted model, not a curated record. Gene Ontology annotation, molecular function: magnesium ion binding; phosphoglucomutase activity. The transcript has 11 exons.